UUUUGAAUUGAAAGAAAAAGCAUCAAGGUACAUGAGGUGGACCUCCUCUCCACACUCAUUUGAUCAAAGAGACAAAAACACUCCUCACCCACUCUCUCCCUCAUUUCCUGCGGCCAGAACCCUCCAAGCAAGAGCAAAGAGUUCUCCAUCUUCCUUUCUCCAUUGUUGAAGAGAGCUCAACAAGAAAGAAUCCCAAGAAAAGAAACUAAAAGUGUUAAAAGUGUGAAAAUUAAGGAACUUGAUUAAAGUAUUUUUGAGCUUCGCCGGAGUUUCGCCGGAGUUGGUCAAAGUUGGCCGGAGUUGGUCAAAGUUUGCUAAAGUUCAAUCGGGAGACGUAGAUCGCACUUAAGCUCACUUAAGUUUCAGGUAGAACUUGAAGGUUGCUACCACCGCCCGUUGCUUCGGGAAGAUCAAAGGAGGGAGACGUGGUUCGUGCUUCUUCCGUUCCUGUUUUGAAAACAUUUUAAAUAAUGCUCAUGGAUAAUAUUUUUAAAUAUUUAUUUGGGGGCUUGUAUGCCCAUGUUUGCCAAGGUGUGGCAUGAAUACUCGUAUUGAAUGUUUCCGCUGCUAUGAAAGAAUAUUUUACAUUAUGUUUGUUUAUGGACGUACUAUGUGUGAAAGAUAUUCCAGACGCCUUGUAUAGUAUGGAUGUGUUGGACUGCGGUUGACUAUUCGUACUGUACGGCGGAUUGUUGGCGUGUCCGGUUAGGUCCGGGGCGUGACAAUUUAAUUGGUAUCAGAGCCUUAGUCCGUAAACUUCAUAAUGAAGCUUCAAAAUCUCUUUUCGAAAAUGAAUUUGAAAACCAUGAGCAUAAAAGUUUUGUACUUGUAGAACUUUUGGUACUUGAGUUGCAAAGUCUCUAAUUGUUAAGAUGGUACCCUUAACAAUUGGUAUGGCGGUGAUUUGAGCCAAAGGAUGUCUUUAAGUACCUAUCCGUCAUUUGACAUUGAUACGAGUGUAAUGACUCACUCUAAUUCCUUUCAGAAAUGGAGCCAGUCGGAAGGAUCACUAGGAGGAACCCGACGGGCCGUGUACCGGGUGGGUCCGAACGUGGUAGCCGGGGGUCCUCUAGGGGAUCAAGAGGAAGGGGCCGUGGAGGCCAACGUCAAACCGUGAGCGAUGGCCACGUCGACACGGAGAGUGAGACCUAUUGGUCUUAUGAGGACUCAACCUACCGGCCGGAAACUGAGCCGGUUGAGACCCCUUAUGAGAGGGAUGAUGAUGAUGUGAGCGACGAGGAGGAAAGUGGCUCCUUGGCUCGGAUCGAAGCGCUGAUCCAACAAUAUCAUCGGGAGCGCGAGGAAAGGAGGGAACGCCGAAGGCGCCGUGCGGGGCAACCUUCGGGUGGGGCUCCAAGAGGAAGGAGCUAUUGUGAUUCAAGAACCCAUGUGGAAGCGCAUGGGAGUCGAGGUGAUGGAGGUCCAACCAUAAGGAUCUCCAAAUACAUCAAAGAGGCGAGGGACUUGGGGUGCAAACCGUUCGAUGGGACGGGGGACAUCUCGGUGGCCGCGCAAUGGAUCAAGAGGCUGAACGAGGCAGCCCUUGACAUGCAACUCACCCCCGAUUUCAAACUGAGAAUCGCGGUGAGGUUACUUGAAGGGUUGGCAUCCAAGUGGUGGGAUGGAACCAAGGGCAAGUAUGGAGGGAAUGUUACUUGGGAGGAUUUUCGGCAAGAAUUCUUUGCCCAAUACUACUCUGACUUUGAGGUAAAUGCCAAGGUGAGAGAAUACACUCUUCUAACCCAAGGGGGUAACAUGACGGUGAAAGAACUUGAGCACAAGUUCAGGGACCUUGCCGACCACAUACCGGAGUAUGCUUGUGAUGAAAACCGAAUGGUGAAUCACUUUUGGGAGGCCUUGGACUUGGAGAUACGUGAUAGGGCGACUCAAUUGCCCAACAUGACUUUCAGCCAAGUGGUUGCCCAAGGGUUGAAAGGAGAGAAGCAAUGGGAAGAGAGAAAGAAGAGAGACGCCGAUGAGGCGAAGAAGAGGAAGUGGGAGAAUCAUGGCCCCCAAGGUUCUAACAAAAAGGGGAACCACGGGGGAGGUGGAUCGUUCAGAGCACCGGCACCGCCAUCCAAGGGGAAACCGGCCUUCAGCGGGCACAACUCGGGCUCACAAGCCUCAACGACGCCCAGGUGCAGGAAUUGCAACAGGAGCCACGCCGGUAAGUGUCGUGAUCCACCACGGUGCUUCCAAUGCGGGAGUACAGGGCAUAUUAAACCAAAUUGCCCUAAACUUGGUGGGAACCGAGGGGCGGGAUCAAGCGGCGCCACCACGACGAGUAGGAGCCGAACCGGGGCACCCCAUGCUAGUGCGGGGCAAGGGGGAGCGAGCACGAGCAACGCACCGUCCGUAAAUCAAGGGAGGACUCAAGCUAGAGUCUAUGCGAUGACCAAGGCUGACGCUCGGGCUGAUCCCGACUCCGUUGCAGUUUCAGGUAGAACUUGAAGGUUGCUACCACCGCCCGUUGCUUCGGGAAGAUCAAAGGAGGGAGACGUGGUUCGUGCUUCUUCCGUUCCUGUUUUGAAAACAUUUUAAAUAAUGCUCAUGGAUAAUAUUUUUAAAUAUUUAUUUGGGGGCUUGUAUGCCCAUGUUUGCCAAGGUGUGGCAUGAAUACUCGUAUUGAAUGUUUCCGCUGCUAUGAAAGAA
Messenger RNA from Cuscuta epithymum, 2652 nucleotides. The record is from the annotation of a GenBank genome assembly. Lineage: Eukaryota; Viridiplantae; Streptophyta; Magnoliopsida; Solanales; Convolvulaceae.